Magallana angulata is the source of this 4523-nucleotide messenger RNA. Its product is annotated as protein neuralized-like. The record is from RefSeq and is a predicted model, not a curated record. Lineage: Eukaryota; Metazoa; Mollusca; Bivalvia; Ostreida; Ostreidae. Gene Ontology annotation, molecular function: ubiquitin protein ligase activity. The coding region runs from base 388 to 2295 and encodes 635 amino acids. The transcript has 5 exons.
AAUUGAGCACUUGUUGCUAAAUCUCUGUUCUUUGAGGACUGAGUGUGUUUUAAGGUAGGGAGACCAACUUCAAUCUAAUCCCCUUUUUAUCAAUACAAGGUAUUGGCACACUCCCUUCUUUCAUCAUCAAACAGGCUCCAAUCAUUAUUUUGACAUUUCCCCCAUUUUUUACCCCUCUCUGCUAUCGGGAUGUACAGCUGAGUUUUGAAUUACCGUUUCUCUGUGAUACUGCUUGCUGAUCACCAGCAUCCUGGAAGGGGCCCUGUACAAGAUAAGAGGCAGAGGGAAGCCGUGGAUGUACAAAUGGAUUUCAAAACAUCGUCUGCACCAAACUCCCAAAGAUGUUGUGAGUAGCUUGUUAAGCCGCCAAAAAUAAACAGAGAUGAAAUGGGAGUUUUGACCAUGGAGACCAUAUCUUUUGAUUCUUCUACCACCGUGAACACCGCUGUCACCGCCAAUUCCACCACCAAUGUGAAUUCCACGGCCAGGCGGUUUUUCGCGGCCAAGAGAUCAGCCUCGCAUCACUUGGACUUUCAUGGAACAGACUUGCACAUGUUGCAGCAGGCGGGAUGGAUGGGGCGGAUGCACAGAGGCCUUUAUCGUGGGACUCAAUAUAGACACAGUACUGGGGACUUAGCCUCCAUUCAAGUCAGCUGGCCCGUCAAAUUCCACGAGAUUCAUGGCGACAAUGUGAUCCUUCUCAACGACAACACGCUGGCCAAGCGGGGAGACAGUUUCUGCAAAGCCAUCUGCUUCAGCAGCCGUCCAAUCGCCAUCAAUGAAAAAGUCUACAUCCGCUUCGCUGAGACUUCCAGUAGCUGGAGCGGGGUUUUACGGUUUGGAUUUACAAACAUUGACCCAGGGUCGGUGAGGGGUUCCGAUCUACCCCGAUAUGCGUGCCCCGACAUGACAAACAAACAAGGCUGCUGGGCCAAGGCUUUGGGGGAGCGAUAUGCGGCCUUUAAUAACAUUCUUCAUUUCUACGUCACCCGUAAUGGCGACGUUAUGUAUGGCAUUAAUGGAGAGGAUGUGGGACUGUUUUUCACCGGUGUAUCCACGUUAUCCCCACUAUGGACUCUUCUGGAUAUUUAUGGCAAUACCAUUGGCAUUGAGUUUGUUAAUCCGGAGAGGUUGAACAAUUCUGGGCCCCUGGGAUCCCUUGGGGCAUUGAACAAUGUCUUGCCCCCUCCCAUACCUCAGAGGGAAUCCCUGCCCUCGGGACCCCGGACACAGUUCCCGUCCUCUAGUCUUGUGAACCUUCACAGUGAAACCACGGUCCUAGCUCCUGCGGCGCCUUCAAUUCCAAUCCGCUACUACUCGAACGUGAACUUCAGGCCUAUGAGUUGGCAUGAACUCUCUGGAAAAAAUAUACGAGUAGUGGAUGCGAACAGAACAAUUGCGGUGAGAGCCGAUGAGGAAUAUUGUAACGCUUAUGUGUUUUCGUCCCGUCCGCUGAAAUGUGGUGAAAAAAUUGUGAUACAAGUGUUGGGAAUCGAGCGGUCGUUUAUUGGAGGACUUGCAGUGGGAUUUACAGCCUGUGAUCCAAGGGAGGUAACAAGGGAGGAUUUGCCAGAUGAUUCGGAUAUGUUACUGGAUCGCAAGGAGUACUGGGUGGUCAACAAAGAUGUCUGUAGAACGCCAGAAAUCGGAGAUGAAUUGUGCUUUCAUUUGACUCUUAAUGGUGAAGUUCGCUACUCUAAGAAUAACACCAAAGUGGCAACCCUGAUGCAUGUGGACAAGACUCUUCCUCUGUGGUUGUUUUUUGAUGUCUAUGGAAACAUUCAGAAGAUCCGGAGUAUCGGUGUAACAACACAUGUUCCUCCUAUCCCUCCACGACCCAGGUCCACACCAUUCAUGACCCAAACAAGCAUGCCACAGCUGACCGUGACCCUACCCCCCAGAGACCCCAACACGGCACAGGUGGCCCUUGGUGGCCCUGCUCCGGCAUCAUCUAGUUCCAUCAUUCAUUCAUCAGGGCAUCCCAACUACAGUAUGAUGCGGAGUUACAGUGUUCCGACAGGAGUCACAUCGACGGAACCGAUGUCGCCGCAACAAAAAACCGGAUAUAUCAAAUCUCUUCCCACGUCGCCUGAGACUACCAUGGACUCGUGUUCUGAGACGGAAGCUAGCGAGUGCACAGUGUGCUAUGAACGUGCUGUGAAUGCUGUGCUGUACACCUGUGGACACAUGUGCAUGUGCUUUGAAUGUGCAAUAGUUGUGAAAAACCAUAAAAGUGCUCUCUGUCCUAUAUGUAGACAAGAAAUUAAAGACGUUAUCAAAAUAUACAAAACAUGAAGGAGGUGUUAAAAUGUUUAAGUAUGUAAUCAUGUUAUUACCAUACUGUAAACAUACUACAUUUGGCUGUGUAUUCUAUUUAGUGUUUUUGGCGGAAUGCGGCUUCCGCUAAAGCAAGUACAACAUUAAAUGCCAUGCAUAAAUGUAUAAGAAUGGUCGCAUUCAGGACUACGCUAAUUCAAAUCCAGGCCAACUUGUUCAAAAACUAAUUUUCGCCAAAUAUUGUACACGCCAAAUAUAUUACGUUUACAGUAUUUUCUUUCAUUGUACAAAUGUUCAGUUGUUUUUUAAACUAUGACUGGUGCUUUUUACAAUAGUGGAUUACACCAACAAAAAAUUGGAUAUUAGUGCUAAAUUUAAAGGGCAUAUGGAGUCUAUUUUAUUCUCAAUUUGGCAGUGCAAUAGAAGAGUAAGAUUUAUAAAUGAAAACAAUAUCCAUAUUUUGUUAGCUGAGAGUUUAUGCUAGGAUGUUUCAUGUAUAAUAGCAGCACUGAUUUGUUUUACAUUAAUUAAUGCUUUUUAAAUGAUUUUUAUAUGUGUACAUUAACCCAAACACAGAGUACAGAAAAAGAGAAAUGAGAACGAUUUUUAUAUCAAUCAUAUGUUUAUAAUAUUGGUUGUAUACUUAUUAGUUGUUAUUAUUUGUAACAAUAUUUUGAUAACAAUUUUUCUUUGCAAACACAUCUGAUCAUUAUUGAACUUCCUUUGAUGGGAGAACAGUAUAAUUUCAAAUCAUAAUGAAAACAUGAUUCAAUUUUAUUGUCAUAGCUAUUUCAGCUUGAUUUUGUAAAAAAGAAGAAAAAGUAUUUAAUAAUGUAACUGUUAAAGUCAGUUAUAAAAUGGUGAACGAAUUGACAAAAGAUAGCAUGCCUCUUGUAGACAUCACCACAUUAUCCAUCUGCUCAACUUGUUGAUUUUAGAUUGCUAUUGAUGAAUUACGUAAGUGUUAAAGCGUGCUCUUUGAUUCAUCCCCAUAUUGCCUACACUUUAUAUUCUUGCUUUGAACAAUGUCUAAAAUCUCUGCAUAUCUCAGGUAAACAUUUCUCUUCUGGAAAGAUAUUACACAGAUAAACUCUAUUCUGAUACAUCAAAAUGGCAGAAUCUGCUUAAGUUGAAAGAAAAAAAUCAAAUCUGUGUGAAAACCAUUAAAAUAAAUGUAACCAUUUUCUUCUGACUAUAUCUGUAGAGAGGUAUUGAGAAGUUGUCCCCCAUUGUGCUCUUGUCUGUGAUAUUUACCCUCCACAUGUUCAUGUUCUUUGGGGGGUUGCUUGUGGGUUUGUGGGUUUGUGGGGGAGGGGUUGAGGGGGUGGGGGGAGUACCCAGGCCUAGGGACCUUUAGCUCAGCUGAUCAAGUUCUGAAAGAGGUCUGUUUCAAUCAUCGUAAUAGUUCAUCUUACCAAGCAAAGUCAUCAGACCACUAUACCAUCGGGAGCAGAGUGGAGCAAAAACUGUUGACUUUUGAAGAUAAUAUAGUUAUACAGUUUGACUCAUUUGUUUCCAGUGGGAACUCCUUGGAUAUCUUUCACACUCCAAAAAAAUAAUAGUAAUUGUUGCUUGUGUGAGACAUUGGAGGAGGUCUGAUUGCAUUAGUUGCUGAGCAACCAUUAGUUGCUAAGCAAAAAAUUUUAAUUUUGUUAAAGACCUCUCAUCAGAGUGUUGAUUUUUGUCUUAUAUUUAUUGGACAGGUGUGAGUAAGUGAGUUCAUGUAUUAUUUUGUUAGAAAAAUAGAUUUUUCUAGACAUUCUUUCAUCCAAUGUCAACUGAUAGAUCAUGGGUUUAUAUUGUUGUAUUUUAGUUUCUUAAACAAAUUACACUUUGUAAACAUCAAUGCUAACAUGCAUAUUGGUGAUGUACUUGUGCAGCAGAUUAAUUUUUAACAGAUUUGUUCAAUUUGUACAUAUACAUAGACCUUAACUUAUCACCAAACAGAAAAUAUUUCCCCCUUUUUCUAUUGUUAAAUGUGUGUGAUAUCAUAUUGAUGUAUAUUUUGAGGAUUGUGUUCAGUUUGUGAUUAGAAACAUAUAAUUUAAAUCAAUAUUUUUAUUCUUCUGAAAAAAAAAUCAGUGAGAUCAUGGUUUUAUUUUCUUCAUACCUUCAUUUUGUAUUUUGUUGCCAUAGAAACAUGUAAAUAUUUAUAGAGUGCUGUUCUCCACUUGAAUCGUCAGUAAAUCCAAGGUAGUGGUUUCACUUGACCUGAUGUACCAAAAUAAACAUGGUUAAUAAUGAAA